Messenger RNA from Syzygium oleosum, 3416 nucleotides. Its product is annotated as jacalin-related lectin 3. The transcript is spliced from 8 exons. The record is from RefSeq and is a predicted model, not a curated record. Lineage: Eukaryota; Viridiplantae; Streptophyta; Magnoliopsida; Myrtales; Myrtaceae. Gene Ontology annotation, molecular function: carbohydrate binding. Bases 1474 to 3276 code for a protein of 600 amino acids.
ACCAUCCGAUGAUGUUGGUAACAUCACCGGAAGACUUGGCCACAGAAGCAUUGCAUUCCGAUCCAAGGUUUUCCGAUGUCUGAUGUGUAUCCAUCAAGCGUGUCUGCAACUUAGACUGUUUUAAUCUGUGGCCACAGACUUAGGCAUGAUUGAUUAGAGGUCCGAUGAAGGUUAGCUUGAUCCUUUGGGUCGAUGAUCAUGACUUGAAUUAAAGGAGCCCUUGUAGCCCCAGUUUGGGACCAUCACCGCGGCUCUGUAGCCGGCAGAGAUAUUCGAAAUUGCGCACGAAAGGAAAUGACCAGGGGAGAAAAUCGUCCUAGACAAGUUGAUCUCCUUAUCAUCAAGGAAUCGCGGCAUCAAAUGUGUCAAAGUUUUCCAUCUUUCGUGCCUUGAUCUAUAAAUUGUCCGCCGGUUAACUGAAGGCUUGAUGGUGCUCUCUCUGGGAACUUACCAUGUUUAAGCGAAAGUGAACUCAAACCAGGAAAGGCCAAGUACAAGUCUACCUGCAAUAUAUCAUAAUCAGAAGGCGAGAGACAGCACUGAUCACCACCAUCAGCAAGAUGAGAGCAGCUUACGAAUCGGAUUUUCGCUACUCUUAUCUUCUAUUUCUCGGUGCUUUGUUGUCGAUUCCUUCUACUAAUCAUUUCAUGUUCGAGGAUAAGUUUUGCUUAGCACUCGCAUUGAGAAUGAAUACUUAAUCGACGAGUUCGACUUUAAACGAACCCGAGUCAGGAUACCAUCUCUUGAGUGGGAAUAGAUUGGUAAAUCUUUCGUCCUUGAUUUAAAGGUUGAUAUGCUUAUGCAAACAGAGCACAACGAAGUGCAUCGACAGUCAUGUAUGCAAAGUUAGAGUCAAAGGAGAAGGGAUGUCAGAGCAUAAUAUCACCAUCUCCAGAUGAAAGCUGUGUGAGAUCGAUACUCUGCAACAAAAGAAAGAGGCAAAUAUUUGAUCGGCAUAUGAUGGUUUUUGGUUGCGAAUAGAUUUGUCUUCUGUCAUGGCUUUUGUAUCUAGGCGACGCGCAAUGUGUCGUAAUCUGCCAUGGAACGAUGCCUCGGCACUCGAAAACAAGAGGCGCUAAAGCAAAGUGCUUGCAUUCAGUGAUGGGAGUGUAGUCCAAUCUGAUGGCGAAAAAAUGAGCGGUCCAUGAGCAAUGACCGUGAAGAGAGAAAAGAUUCAAGCAACUUUUAUCCUCCCAAAAGCAAAGAACUUCAAUGGAGAACCUUCAUCCUGGCAAUAACUAGCAUCUGGUUCUCUUCCUAUUCAAUCCUUUCCCUCCAUAGUGGAAAGCGAAUAAGCUUCUUCUACAUGGUUCUUAAACCAUUUUAUAACAGAAGGGCACAGACUAAAUCGCCUUUUUAAGGUCAUGAAAUUCAGACCCGAGCAUCACCCCGACUGCGUGCAACAUCGGAGAACUCCCAUCUUCGCAGUCCGCCAGCACCUUCCUCAGCCCUCCGAUCCCAUCGCAACUUAGAAUGAGCUUGGAGGGGAGCGGGAAGAAGACUGUAUCAGUCGGGCCGUGGGGCGGUCAAGAUGGGUUCCGCUGGGACGAUGGAGUUUAUUCAACGGUGAGGCAGCUGGUGAUAGCUCAUGGGUCCGGCAUCGACUCUAUCCAGUUCGAGUACGACAUGAAAGGGAACUCGAUUUGGACAGAAAAACACGGUGGAAACGGAGGUUGCAAAGUGGACAGGGUCAAGCUUGAUUACCCGGAUGAGUUCCUAACCUCUGUUCAUGGACAUUAUGGGAAACUCAAUGAAUGGGGACCUGUUCUUGUUCGCUCGCUCACCUUUGUGAGCAAUCGGAAGACUUACGGACCAUAUGGUGUAGAACAGGGGACCUAUUUCUCUUUCCCGGCGACCAGCGGCAAGAUCGUUGGGUUUCAUGGCAAGGCCGGCUGGUACCUGGAUGCAAUUGGGGUUUAUCUGAAGCCGUAUCAGAAAGAAAAGUCUUCUGGAACUCUGGUUCAUACUCAAACCGGUGUCGGUAAUGGGAACAACAAGGUUGGCUACUCGGUCGUACAAGGGAGCAUCGGGCAGAAUUUCGACAUAGUGCUUGCCGUGAGGCAGAAGGAAGUUCAAGGCAAUUGUUUCCCGACCAAAUUCUCGAGACAAAGUUCUAGUUCCCAUGAGUCAUCCAGCGACGACGAAGCCAAGGAGAAGAUGCCCGAGGUACAAAAUGUGCCCCGGAUAAUUGAAGGGCUAUUGACGGUCGGACCAUGGGGAGGUUCCGGUGGGUCUGCAUACGAUGAUGGAAUCUACACCGGCAUCAGACAGAUCAAUCUAUCUCGGAAUGUCGCUAUCGUAUCGAUAAAGGUUCUAUAUGAUUGGAACGGGGAGGCGCUGUGGGGAAGCAAGCGCGGCGGAACAGGAGGAUACAGAAGCGAUAAGAUAGUAUUCGACUACCCGGACGAAGUUUUAACACACAUAACGGGCACCUGCGGGCCUCUAAUGUACAUGGGACCAAGUAUCAUUAGAUCAAUCACCUUCCACACCAACAGAGGAAAGCACGGACCUUUCGGAGAAGAGCAGGGACCUUCUUUUACUUCAAAGUCGAAAGAAGGGAAGAUCGUGGGCUUUCACGGUAGAAGCGGCCUGUUUAUAGAUGCUAUCGGCAUCCAUAUGAUCGAAGGGAAAGUACCGGCGGCCGCUCUUCCUCGGGCGAACAAGAAUUACAAGACCGAAGCGGAUCUGGCUGAAGUGGAGUAUCCUCAAUGGUCGAAUAAAUUGGUUCACGUGAAGCAAAGGCCGGCAGAAGAGGUUGCUUGCGGCAUUAUCAAAGAGCCAGCUCCAUGCGGACCGGGCCCCUGGGGAGGGGAAUACGGGCGACCAUGGGAUGAUGGUGUUUUUUCCGGGAUCAGACAGAUAAUUCUGACCAGAACCGAAGCUAUCUGCUCCAUACAGAUAGAGUAUGAUAGAAAUGGACAAUCUGUUUGGUCAGUCAAACAUGGAGGCAACGGAGGACUCACCACGCAUCGGAUCAAGCUGGAGCAUCCAAAUGAAGUCCUAAUAUGCAUCUCUGGCUAUUAUGGCCCCAUCAGCAAAGAUGAGCGGCCUCAGCCUCAGUUCAUAAGGUCGCUGACAUUUCACACGAGUCGAGGGAGAUUUGGUCCAUUUGGAGAAGAAGUGGGUACCUUUUUCACUUCAACUACGACAGAAGGAAAGGUGGUGGGAUUUCAUGGGAGGAGCAGCCUGUACUUGGACGCCAUCGGGGUCCAUAUGCAGCACUGGUUAGGACACCAGAAGACAGCGAGGUCCUCCCUCAUGAGAAUGUUCUAUUGAUCCACUGUAUCUAGUUCAUGAUAUGAUCUUUUAAAAAAAGUUAAACCGCAUCCUGUACCUUACCUUCAAAUCCGGAGAUAAUUAUGUAUUGCCUCUUUAUGAUCCAUAUCCCUGGUUGAAUAAAAACACACGUUGGAAUA